GCCAUAAAAUACUAAUGCCUGUACAAACAAUAUUUUUGAAUUUAAAUCAAAUUAAUAAAAUAACGAAAACAAUUAUUAACAUAGUACAAAAUGUUCUGUAGUGUACAUAUUACUUACUUAAUCAUCGCGUUGGUUUUCAUUUCGGACCAGUUAGUUUCGUCGGCCAAAUGUAAAAAGUGUAAGACUACGAUUGUGAGAAAAACUAGUAAAGUUUCUAAACCCAUUAAUAAUAAAGCUCCUUCCCGCUUUCUUACAACUAUGAGGGCUGUAACAAAUGAUAAUAAAGUUUCUACUAUUGUUACUUUUAACAAGAGGAUACUUUCCCGUUUACAAGAUUAUAGUCCAGACAUCACGGACAUGUACAAUAGAGUAGGCAAAAUGGUCACAAAAUUUUUUUACUACAUUGCAGAAAGAAGAAAAUUACUAGGUGUUGAUACAUAUUCUUGAUUUGUACGCUGAUUUAGAGUGGUAUUGGUGAUAAAGUAAUACGAGUGCAA
This is a messenger RNA of Hyposmocoma kahamanoa, 497 nucleotides long. RefSeq lists its product as uncharacterized. The transcript is spliced from 4 exons. Bases 91 to 447 code for a protein of 118 amino acids. The record is from RefSeq and is a predicted model, not a curated record. Lineage: Eukaryota; Metazoa; Arthropoda; Insecta; Lepidoptera; Cosmopterigidae.